Molecule: messenger RNA, 978 nt
Organism: Glycine soja
Lineage: Eukaryota; Viridiplantae; Streptophyta; Magnoliopsida; Fabales; Fabaceae
Product: dirigent protein 1-like
Exons: 1
Coding region: 112-672 (186 amino acids)
Source: RefSeq, a predicted model, not a curated record
UUGUCACAACUUAGUAAUUCUCACAUCGAGUCCGAGAAGCAUUCCUAGCUAGAAGAAGGAAAUCACUUUUCACUUUCGGGCUAUUUGCUUUCUUAGGGCAUCUCUAACAAUAUGGCCAAAUCCACUUUCUUUGUCUGCCUUAACCUUUCAUUACUCUUCUCUCUAGUCACAGCCACUUACUACUCAAGUUUAACCCCAACACUUUUGGGUUUUCGCGAGGAGAAGUUCACCCACCUCCACUUCUUCUUCCAUGAUGUCGUGUCGGGCCCAAAGCCCAGCAUGGUGUUUAUCGCCGAGCCCAACGGGAAAGCGAAGGAUGCCCUUCCGUUCGGAACCGUUGUGGCGAUGGACGACCCUUUAACCGUGGGCCCCGAACAGGACUCAAAACUUGUGGGAAAAGCCCAAGGGAUUUACACUUCGAUAUCACAGGAAGAGAUGGGACUAAUGAUGGUGAUGACGAUGGCAUUCACCAAUGGAGAUUUCAACGGCAGCACCAUCAGCGUGUUGGGGAGGAACAUGAUCAUGAGUGAACCUGUUAGGGAAAUGGCUAUUGUUGGUGGCACUGGAGCUUUUAGGUUUGCACGUGGCUACGCUCAAGCCAGGUUUUACUCUGUUGAUUUCACCAAAGGAGAUGCUAUCGUGGAAUACGAUGUAUUCGUGAACCAUUAUUGAGUCCUACGUAUUAGUUUUUAUUGGUUUAUAAUAAAAGAACAAAAGAUAGAAUUAUUGUAGAACAAAAAGAAUGAGUAAUUAACCAGUAGUAGUUUUGGUCCAAGGGUGAUAGAUGCUUAGAAGUCCACCACACACCUUUGCAUAAGACUUGAAUUUCUUUGAGUCUUUGUAGUAAGCUCCUAAUGUCAUUUUCAUGACAUUAUUGUUAGUCCCGCCUCCUGAUCGAUGUUACCUUCUUAUCUUUUUCGUUGUGAAGAGUAAUGAUAUACUGGAUCUCCUUAAUACAGAGAUUUAUAUUCUUGAAAA